CCACACAAGCAGUUUCCCUGACUGAUCGGAACAACAAACCGAACGGAGCAAGCGGGGAAAGAGUGUGUCCAAAACCGCCUCUGACCGCCACUUUCAAACUACAUCCAUGAAAUAGCUGCGAAUUUCAACUUUAACGCCACUGGAGUUCAUCUAAUUCGUCAAAAAGUGCUCAUAAAUAAUCCGGGGACGUCCCUGACAACCGGGUGUAUGAGACCGUUGUCCUGUGUGUAUGAAGACAAAGCCCUUGACAAGUUGAAGUGGACCAGAAGAUGUUAAAGAAAUGAUAGCUGCACCGGAGUUACACACAGAGUUUCAUUUCGCUCAGGACACUGACACACGGUUCUCAUCAGACACUGAUUUUGAUGAUCCCGAUGGUCGAAAUGCUGUUAUUGGUAAAGGGAAGGCGAGGAAAGGUAAGAAGGGCCCUGGAGAGAAGGGCAAAGGAGUGGCGAAAGGUGCCGGGCGCAUGAACGGACACCACCAGGAGAAUGGCAUGGAAAAUGUCAUGCUUUUCGAAGUGGUCAGGCUGGGCAAGAGUGCCAUGCAGUCGGUCGUUGACGACUGGAUCGAGGCCUAUAAACACGACAGAGAUGUUGCGCUCCUCGAUUUGAUCAAUUUCUUCAUCCAGUGCUCUGGCUGCAAAGGCAUUAUCACGAGUGAGAUGUUUCGGAACAUGCAGAACUCCGAGAUCAUCCGGAAGAUGACAGAAGAGUUUGAUGAGGACAGUGGAGAUUACCCGCUCACCAUGGCCGGUCCACAGUGGAAGAAGUUCAAGUCUAGUUUUUGCGAGUUCAUCGGUGUGCUGGUACGACAGUGUCAGUACAGCAUCAUCUAUGACGAGUACAUGAUGGACACGGUCAUCUCGCUACUCACCGGCCUCUCUGACUCUCAAGUCCGAGCUUUCAGACACACUAGCACACUGGCAGCCAUGAAGCUGAUGACGGCCCUCGUGAAUGUAGCAUUGAACCUCAGCAUCAACAUGGACAACACUCAGCGGCAGUAUGAGGCGGAGAGGAACAAGAUGAUCGGCAAGAGGGCCAACGACAGGCUAGAGCUUCUCCUUCAGAAACGCAAGGAGUUACAAGAAAAUCAGGAUGAAAUUGAAAACAUGAUGAACGCCAUUUUCAAGGGUGUCUUUGUUCAUCGAUAUCGCGAUGCGAUAGCAGAGAUCCGGGCGAUCUGCAUUGAGGAGAUUGGUGUGUGGAUGAAAAUGUACAGCGAUGCUUUUCUUAAUGACAGUUAUCUUAAAUAUGUGGGCUGGACCAUGCAUGACAAGCAAGGUGAGGUGCGUCUCAAGUGUCUGACGGCACUGCAGGGUCUGUACUAUAACCGUGAGCUCAAUGCCAAGCUGGAGCUCUUCACCAGCCGCUUCAAGGACCGCAUUGUGUCCAUGACGCUGGACAAGGAAUAUGACGUUGCAGUUCAAGCAAUAAAACUGCUCACGUUGGUUUUACAUAGCAGCGAUGAAGUACUGACUGCAGAGGACUGUGAAAGUGUGUACCAUCUAGUGUACUCGGCCCACCGACCUGUCGCUGUGGCAGCGGGAGAGUUUCUCUUUAAGAAACUGUUUAGUCAUCGAGACCCAGAGGACGACAGCAUGCCCAAGCGACGAGGCAGACAGAGCGUGAAUGCCAAUCUUAUCAAAACCACUGUCUUUUUCUUCCUGGAAAGCGAGCUUCACGAGCAUGCUGCCUACCUAGUGGACAGCAUGUGGGAUUGUGCAGCAGAGAUCUUGAAGGACUGGGAGUGCAUGAUCAGUCUACUUCUGGAUGAGCCACUUCCUGGAGAGGAAGCUCUGACAGACAGGCAGGAGACGGCUCUCAUAGAGAUCAUGCUGUGCACCAUCCGUCAGGCUGCAGAGUGCCAUCCGCCAGUGGGAAGAGGCACGGGCAAGAGGGUUCUGACGGCAAAGGAGAAGAAAACUCAGCUUGAUGACCGGACGAGGAUGACAGAGAUCUUUGCGAUAGCACUGCCAGCUUUACUUGCAAAGUACUCUGUUGAUGCCGAGAAAUUGACAAACCUGCUCCAGCUUCCCCAGUUCUUUGAUCUGGAGAUCUACACCACAGGCCGUUUGGAAAAGCACCUGGAUUCAUUGUUAAGACAAAUCAGAGAGAUUGUGGAGAAGCACACAGACACGGAUGUGCUGGAGGCCUGCUCCAAAACCUACCACUCGCUCUGCAACGAGGAGUUCACCAUCUUUAAUCGGGUGGAUAUCGCCCGCAGCCAGCUCCUGGAUGAAUUAGUGGACAAGUUUAACAGGCUUCUAGAGGACUUCCUGCAGGAGGGUGAAGAAACAGAUGAAGAUGAUGCUUACCAAGUUCUGUCCACACUGAAGAGGAUCACUGCUUUCCACAAUGCUCAUGACCUGUCUAAAUGGGAUCUCUUUACCAGCAAUUACAAGUUACUAAACACUGGUAUUGAAAACGGUGACAUGCCUGAGCAGAUUGUCAUCCAUGCUCUGCAAUGCACACAUUACGUCAUUCUCUGGCACUUAGCGAAGGUCUCCGAGGGGACUUCUAAAAAGGAGGAUAUGUUGACUUUGAGGAAGCAAAUGAGGGCAUUUUGUCUCAUGUGCCUGCGUUACCUAACAAGCGUCAACACUGCCGUCAAAGAACAGGCCUUUACCAUCCUCUGUGAUCUGCUGAUGAUCUUCAGUCAUCAGAUAAUGGCAGGUGGUAGAGAAGCCCUAGAGCCCCUAGUAUACACACCCGAUGCGUCUCUGCAGUCCGAGCUUCUCAGUUUCAUUCUGGACCACGUAUUUAUUGACCAGGAUGAAGACAACAACAGCACAGAUGGACAGCAGGAUGAUGAAGCAGGAAAAAUCGAAGCUUUGCACAAGAGGCGAAACCUUCUGGCGGCGUACUGCAAACUCAUUAUUUACAAUGUGGUUGAGAUGAACACUGGUGCAGAUAUAUUUAAGCAGUAUAUGAGGUAUUACAAUGACUAUGGUGAUAUCAUCAAGGAAACAAUGAGUAAGACGAGACAGAUCGACAAAAUCCAGUGUGCCAAGACCCUCAUUUUGAGCUUACAGCAGCUAUUCAAUGAAAUGCUAUCAGAUCUGGGUCCCAGCUUUGACCGUUCAGCCUCGGCUUUUUGUGGCAUUAAAGAGCUCGCUCGUCGUUUCUCUCUGACCUUCGGCCUGGAUCAGGUCAAGACCAGAGAGGCCAUCGCCAUGUUACACAAGGAUGGUAUCGAGUUUGCCUUUAAAGAGCCGAAUCCUCAAGGUGAGGGAUAUCCUCCCCUCAACCUGGCAUUUUUGGACAUUCUCAGCGAGUUCUCAUCCAAACUCAUGCGUCAGGACAAGCGGACCGUGCACAUGUAUUUGGAGCGCUUCAUGACAUUUCAGAUGGCCCUGCAGAGGGAGGACUGCUGGCUGCCGCUCAUCUCCUAUAGGAACUCACUGCAGGCAGGGGGUGAUGAUGACACCAUGUCCGUGAUCAGUGGCAUCAGCAGUCGCAGCUCCUCUGUCAGGAGCAAAAAGGCUAAGCCUGCCACUAGCAAGAGAAAAGUACCUGAAGAGGAGAGCAGCAGUAGCAGCACUGAGAUGUGGAUGAACCGUGAGCAGAGCAUGCAGACGCCGGUCAUGAUGCCAUCACCUCACCUCACGUCCACCAUCAUGAGAGAACCCAAACGCCUGCGGCACGAAGAGAGCUACAUGGGUGUGUACACCAUGACUCCUGAUCAGCAGCAGCAGCAUUCGCACCCUCCCACUCCACAGCCACAACAUCACCAGACACCCAUGGACUACAACACACAAGUCACUUGGAUGCUAGCACAGAGACAGCAGCAAGAGGAGGUGGCCAGGCAGCAUCAGGAGAGAGUCAUGAACUACGCCAAAUUAAGGACCAACCUUCAGCAUGCCAUUCGACGAGGGACGGGCCUAAUGGAAGAUGAUGAAGAGCCCAUUGUGGAAGAUGUCAUGAUGUCAUCAGAAGGCCGGAUCGAGGAUCUCAAUGAAGGGAUGGACUUUGACACCAUGGAUAUUGAUCUGCCCCCAUCGAAGAAUCGACGAGAGCGAUCAGAACUGAAGCCCGACUUUUUCGACCCAUCCUCCAUUAUGGAUGAGUCUGUAAGAAGCACUCAUUUCCUGGGUUAUGAUGCUUUUCAGCGGUAAUGGGGACUCGUUCACUCCACCUAUAAGGAGGUGAAAGAGAGACCACCACUAGAUGGCACUAGCAGGAGUGAUUUCACAUAGUUGAAUUGCCCUUUUGCUAAAGAAAAUAAGAAAGAGAGAGAGAGAGAGAGGGAGAGCAUAAUACUUCUAAUCAGACCCAUCUGGACUGAUGAUUAAAUUUAAACAUCUUAUAAGUAACCUUAAACACUGAACUGAAUUUGAACAUUUUCUCUUGUAGGUCCUGGGAGUGCCCAUGUUUUAAGAUUAGAAUUGGAGGAGUGUGAAGAGAAGAGACAUUUUGUGUGAAUUCAGAUUGAUUCUCUAAAGAGAAUUAAAUUCAAUGGAGCGAUUGGCAUCCAAAUCGGCUUUUACCAUUGACACUUGCUAAAACAGAAAGGAAAACG
Paramisgurnus dabryanus is the source of this 4518-nucleotide messenger RNA. Lineage: Eukaryota; Metazoa; Chordata; Actinopteri; Cypriniformes; Cobitidae. The record is from RefSeq and is a predicted model, not a curated record.